Messenger RNA from Phoenix dactylifera (date palm), 2001 nucleotides. The record is from RefSeq and is a predicted model, not a curated record. NCBI's taxonomy places the organism in Eukaryota, Viridiplantae, Streptophyta, Magnoliopsida, Arecales, Arecaceae.
GAGAGCCGGCGUUUGGGAGAAGAGAGGGAGGGCGGAGGGCGAGAGAGGAGAAGGCGAGCGAGAGAGGAGAAGGCGAGAUGAGGAUGUUAGGGGCGAUCGUGGAGCACCCGGAGGAAUUGUACCCGCUGGUGAAGCUGAAGAUGGCGGCGGCUCGGAUCAAGAAGCAGAUCCCGGGGGAGCCCCACUGGGCUUUCUCCUACACCAUGCUUCAGAAGGUCUCUCGGAGCUUCGCUCUGGUCAUCCAGCAGCUCGGCCCCGAGCUCCGCAAUGCCGUUUGCGUUUUCUAUCUGGUUCUCAGAGCCCUCGAUACUGUUGAGGAUGAUACCAGCAUACCUUGUGACAUCAAAGUGCCAAUUCUGGAGUCCUUUCAUUGUCACAUAUAUGACCGUGACUGGCAUUUCUCAUGUGGAACGAAAGACUACAGAGUUCUGAUGGAUAAAUUUCAUUAUGUUUCAACUGCUUUCUUAGAGCUUGGUGCAAGUUAUCAACAGGCAAUUGAAGAUAUCACCAAGAGAAUGGGUGCAGGAAUGGCAAAAUUUAUAUGCAAGGAGGUAGAAACAGUCGAUGACUACGAUGAAUAUUGUCACUAUGUAGCAGGACUAGUUGGGUUAGGGCUGUCAAAGCUCUUUCAUGCAUCUGGAUUGGAAGAACUAGCUCCAGACUCCCUUUCCAAUUCAAUGGGCUUAUUUCUUCAGAAAACAAAUAUAAUUCGGGAUUAUUUGGAAGAUAUAAAUGAGAUACCAAAGUCACGCAUGUUCUGGCCUCGAGAAAUAUGGAGUAAAUAUGCCAGUAAACUUGAGGAUUUGCAAUAUGAGGAAAAUUCCACAAAAGCUGUUCAAUGCUUAAAUGACAUGGUAACCAAUGCUUUAGUGCAUGCUGAAGAUUGCCUUCAGUACAUGUCUGCAUUGAAGGAUCUUGCCAUCUUUCGAUUUUGUGUUAUUCCUCAGAUCAUGGCAAUUGGAACCCUUGCUCUAUGCUAUAACAAUGUGGAGGUUUUUAGAGGAGUUGUGAAGAUGCGACGUGGACUUACUGCUAGGGUUAUUGACCAAACAAGAUCAAUGUCAGAUGUCUAUGGUGCUUUCUUCGAAUUUUCAUCUUUACUCAAGUCCAAGAUUGAUGAUAAUGAUCCAAAUGCCAGUCUUACUCGUCAUCGUGUGGAAGCAAUACAUAAGGCGUGCAUAUCCUCAGGAUUGCUAAAUAAAAGGGGACGUCACAUGUAUGAGAGCAAGUCGUACAAUUCGGUGCUGGUGAUGGUGGUCCUCCUUUUCGUAUCAAUCUUUUUUGCCAUUCUAUCCACUAAAUGAUUAAUUCUUCCAGAAGUUGGUAUCCGAUAUUGAUGAUUUUGGUUUCUUCAAAUAUGAUGCUGGUUGUUUUGGAUUUGGCCAAAAAUAUAUUAUAAAAUUAUAGUUUCUUUGGUAGAGAUAAAAUUGAAUAACUUGAUGGUUGUGUAAAUGGAUUUGGACUAGCCAUAUUGUAGAUUGCCGGUCAUGGAUGGAACUUGACAUAUUGAUUUACCACCAUGGGCCAAAGUGUGGAUAUAUUUUGGUUUGGCAGUACAAGCUGAAGCGUGGAAAUUUUGGUUUGCCACCGCAGGCCCAAAUGAACAUUGGUGAGGAUAGCAUUACCCUUGAUAUUUACGUCAUGGUCUCUCACCACUGCAAUGUGGGAUGAUGUUGUUGAUGACAUUGUUAUUUUCAUCAUUGGUAGAGAAGCCAUUGUUGAUUGGGCGAAUGAUGGGGGGGAAAGAGGAAAGACGAACUACUCGGCGAAGUUGGUGGGGGUCGCCGAGGGUAAAAAUAAAUCAUACAAGUUGAGAUUCAAAUUUGAUUUCAUGGCUCAAAAUGUUAUUUUUUAAAAAAUAUUGAAAGUAUAAAAUUUUCACUCUUAUUUUUUUAUAAAUUAUGAAAGUUAUUUUAAAAUUAAAAAUAAAAAUAUGGGAAGCAAAUAUCUUACUUGCAUCAGAUUUUGUGUUUUUAUUUUUAAAAAUUAAAAAAAAAAAAA